Molecule: messenger RNA, 3835 nt
Organism: Maniola jurtina (meadow brown)
Lineage: Eukaryota; Metazoa; Arthropoda; Insecta; Lepidoptera; Nymphalidae
Gene: Psf
Product: hrp65 protein-like
Exons: 12
Coding region: 168-2144 (658 amino acids)
Biological process (GO): regulation of DNA-templated transcription
Cellular component (GO): nucleus
Molecular function (GO): RNA binding
Source: RefSeq, a predicted model, not a curated record
ACUUUGUCCGAGUUUGUCCACUUUUCAUCGUUUGCAAUCCGCCAUUUUGUGUGAUUCGCUUGGUUGAAAUAGAAGCCUAUGUGCGCAGAAUUUUAGUGAUAAUAAAGUUCACAUAAUUUAUUUCAUUUGUUGAAAAUAGUUUAUCAUUGCAGUAGGAAAAGCAAAGUAUGCAAAUGCAAGCCAUGAAUCAAUACGGUAAUAAUAGAGGAUUUGGAGGGCCACCACAGCCUCAGAGGCAAGGAGGUCGACGUGGAAAUAACCGAGGUGGCACUGGCGCAGGGGGGUUCCGUAAUAACUCACGGUUUGAUCACAAUCAAAGAAAUCCAAAUCAGCAGCAAGGGGGUCAACGUCCUAAUAAUGAGCCUGCCCAACAAAAUGAGCCACCAGCAGCACAACAAAAACCACCACAAAAGCAACCACCACAACAGCCAGCUGCACCAGCCCAGCAGAAGGAGAAGGAGAUUCAAUCACCACAGCAGCCAAAGCAACAAUCUCAACCUCCAAAGCAGGCACCAAAACCACAACAAAAUCAAUCUCCACAACAGCCACCCGCUCAGCAAUCGCAGCCACCACAACAGAGUCAACAACCUAAGCCGGGCCAGCCAAAACCACCAUCUCAGGACAAUGUUGAUAAAUCUAUUACUCCUAAUGAACCUAAACAUCAAAAUCAGAGCAAUCAAGGAGGAUAUCAGAAGGGGGGGCAACUUCCUAGACUUAUGGACACAAGAGAAGACUCGGAUAUGACCAGUAUGAAUGGUAAUUUUGGUGGAGGAAAUAGGCAAGGAGGUUGGAGCCAAGGCGGGCCUAACAGACAGAGUGGAGGCAAUUUUGGGCCAAAAGGCUUUGGACCAAAACAUGGGGGACAGGGUCAGGGACCAGCCCGGAACCAGCAGAGGAAUUCUAACCGUGGCCCACAAGAUAAUAAACCACAAAGAGAGGAACACAUGCUGGCAAAUAAGCUGAAGGAUCUCAUGGGGCCAUUAGUAGACUUGCCACCAAUUGAUCAAACAGAAACAAAGUUUAACGGUAGAAGUCGUUUGUAUAUUGGAAACCUGAGUAAUGACGUAACUGAAGAAGAAAUUCUAAAUAUGUUCAGUCAGUUUGGAGAGGCAGCGGAAUUAUUUGUCAAUAAAGAGAAAAACUUUGGAUUUAUUAAAAUGGAUUAUAGGGUUAAUGCUGAAAAAGCAAGACGUGAGUUAGAUGGUAAGAUGAGAAAUGGCAGAACCCUAAGAGUGAGGUUUGCGCCUCACAAUUGCACAGUACGUGUGAAGAAUCUACCACCUUUUGUCUCGAAUGAAUUGUUGUAUCGCUCCUUUGAAAUCUUCGGUAAAAUAGAGAGAGCGUAUGUGAAAAUAGACGAGAGGGGGAAAACUCUUGGAGAAGGCAUUGUUGAAUUUGCACGUAAGCCCAGUGCUUUGGCUGCAAUUCGUAAUUGCACAGAGCGAUGCUUCUUUUUAACUUCAUCACUUCGCCCCGUGAUUGUAGAGAACUACGAGGAGCCAGAUGAGGCGGAUGGUUACCCUGAAAAGAAUCUCCCUAAGAAACAUCCAGAAUAUCUGCGUGCCCGUGAAGCAGGGCCACGCUUUGCAGAGCCAGGUAGUUUUGAACAUGAGUAUGGAACAAGGUGGAAGCAGCUGCAUGAGUUACACCGCCAGAAGGAAGAAGCGCUAAAGAAAGAAUUAGCUUCUGAAGAAGAGAAGCUAGAGGCACAAAUGGAGUAUGCCAAGUACGAGCACGAGACGGAGCUGCUGCGUGAGCAGCUGCGGCAGCGCGAGCAGGACCGCGAGCGGCAGAAGCGCAGCUGGGAGAUGGCGGAGCGCGCGGCCGAAGAGCGGCGCGAGGCCGAGCGCCUGCAGCUGCUGCGCCAGGAGGAGGAGCUCUCGCAGCGCAUGCGCCAGCAGGACGAUGAGCUGCGGCGGCGGCAGCAGGAAAACACGCUCUUUGUGCAGGCACAACGACUAAAUUCUAUGCUUGAUCGCCAGGAGCAGGGCAUGUUCGAUCAUCAGAAGCCAAUGGAUGGAGGCUUCAGAGACCAGUACGACAUGCCACGUGGCGGCUUUGACGACGGGCCACAGAAUCGCGGUGGCGGUUGGGACGGACCGCGCCAAAUGGAUGAUUUUCCUAACAAACGCCGGCGCUUUUAAACAGUGCGCAUAGACGCCGCUUCACAUGACGCAUUCAUCACGACGCGUACAAUUUUUUCAAAUAGAUUAUUCCUUAUUUUUUUUUAAUACAAGUCUAUGGUUACGAUCAAGUAAAAAAAAAUAUAUUUAAGUACCUAUUGAUGUUACAAUUUCCCAGUAAGUCGCUUAUUUGACGUAACCAAAGAUUUACACAAGACGCGAGAUGCGCUGCAUUUGAAUAGUCAUUAUUCGAGAUUUAAAAGUAGAUUCAUUUGAUAUCACAUUUUGUAAAAAAUAUAAGUCCUUUCAUUCUCAAGUCUUAUCAUCAUGUCGCGUCGGUUAAAACAAAUUUUAAUUUGAAUACGUAAGAUUGUUUUACAAUUGAAGUAAAUAAAUUCGGCAUCCCUUUUGUCGUUUUACGAGAUUAGUUAAUAUACAUUUAAUACUAAGAUAUCAAUUUAGAUGUUUAGUUCAAUAAUAUAAUCAGUGUAAUUAAUUUGUUAUUAAAAAUAAUAUACGCGUCUCUACGUGUGGUUCUUUGGAAACCUAUUACAUUAUGCUUUCUAAUUAUUUUUGGUACAUUGUCUUGUCGUUGCCGUGUGCCUACCAUCAAAAUUGAUUAUUGAUUUAUGUUGCACUGUUUCCUAUAUUAAUAAAAAAAGACGCACGCUAGUUCAAUAUUCAAAAUUUUGAUUUAAAUAUGGUGGAAACGAUAAGCAGGCGAUUAUUGUUUCAAUAUAAAAUAAUCCAAACGUAAUAAAAGUUUUAAAAUUAGGUUGACGUGUAAAACAAUAUUUUACAAUAUGAUCAUGUUAAUGUGAAAUGUUGCAUGAAUACAAUUAUUAUCUCCGUUAGUCAUUAUUAGUAGCUUAUGAAACAGGUGCGUGCAUAAAUGCAAUCGCAUAUUUAUUUUCAUAUUGAAGAUGCACAUGAAUAAAAUUCAUUUUAAAUUCAUAAUCAGGAUUUUAAAAUAUGACCGUAGAUUAUUUAGUUAUAAUUCGUUCAUUUAGUAUCAUUGUCAUAAAAAGUUUAAGAGUAAGUUAUUACCUUAAUGGUAAAUACAUGAUUUCUUCUUUUUAACUAUAGCGCUUAUUUUUAAUCGCCAAAUAUGAAUGACGAAUUGAUUUUUGUUAAAUUUUCAAUACAAAAAGUUAUAAAGAUUUAUAAGUUAAAAAAUAAAAUUAGUAAUAAUAAAAUAAAUGUAGGUAGAUAUAGAUGCGUUUACCGUUUAUCCAUUUAAAGGACCUCGUUUCGAGUUGAAUAAGAGUAUUUCAGUAUUUAUUUGGAUAUUUUAAUAUAUUGGGAAAAUAUCAAUAUUUGUCUUAUGUGACGCUUAGUUACUAAAGCACUUUAACUAUAGUAACGUGCUGAUUGCGGUAACGCAGCGAUAAGCAGAUUUAUUACAUUGGUUGAAUCAUUUUAUCCUCUUCAUUUCUAUACUUACCACUCAACUAUAAUUUUUUACCCAACUUCGGCAAAGGCAGGUUUAUAAAUGAAACUACUUUUUGCAAACUUCAAAAUUAUUGCACACUGAGGAUAAGGUAGAUUUUAGAUUAUAAAGUAAGAUUAUUAUCAAAAAUCGGAUGGACGGAUUUUUACCGAACUUAUUAUUUCCUUAGUGAUUUAUUUAUUAAACAUAGCAUUAAAACUAAAAUGAACAAAGUGGUAUGCGUGUCUGUGUGUAUGACGAAUCUGCAAUAAUAUAAUGUGGA